Haemorhous mexicanus (house finch) is the source of this 4657-nucleotide messenger RNA. RefSeq names its product ATPase phospholipid transporting 11B (putative) (gene ATP11B). The record is from RefSeq and is a predicted model, not a curated record. Gene Ontology annotation, biological process: phospholipid translocation. NCBI's taxonomy places the organism in Eukaryota, Metazoa, Chordata, Aves, Passeriformes, Fringillidae. The transcript has 30 exons. Gene Ontology annotation, molecular function: magnesium ion binding; ATP binding; ATP hydrolysis activity. Gene Ontology annotation, cellular component: endoplasmic reticulum; plasma membrane; recycling endosome. Bases 191 to 3637 code for a protein of 1148 amino acids.
AUGGCGGCGGCAGCCUCGGCUCGGGGCGCCGGCGGGGCUGUGCCGCUCCUGACUCGGCGUGGGCCCCGCGCCAUGGGGAGCAGCCGCGGCGGGCGGCUCGCCUGAGGCGGCGGCGGCGGCGACAGCGGAGGGAGGGCGCGGCACUGCCGAGGGAGCCCCGCCGCGGGGGCCGCGACCCGCGCCGCCGGGGAUGCUGCGCUGGGUCCGGCAGCAGCUGGGUUUUGACCCACCGCAUCAAAGCGACACAAGAACUAUUUAUAUAGCAAACCGUUUUCCCCAGCAUGGCCAUUAUGUUCCUCAGAAGUUUGCAGACAACAGAAUCAUAUCAUCCAAGUAUACAGUGUGGAAUUUUGUUCCAAAAAACUUAUUUGAGCAGUUCAGAAGAGUAGCCAACUUUUAUUUUCUCAUUAUAUUUUUGGUUCAGCUCAUGAUAGAUACCCCUACCAGUCCUAUUACCAGUGGAUUGCCAUUAUUCUUUGUCAUAACUGUGACAGCCAUAAAACAGGGCUAUGAGGACUGGCUGCGACAUAAAGCAGACAAUGAAGUCAACGGUGCUCCAGUUUAUGUUGUUCGAAGUGGUGGCCUUGUGAAAACCAGAUCUAAAAACAUUCGGGUGGGGGACAUUGUCAGAGUAGCCAAAGAUGAGACUUUCCCUGUUGAUCUGGUGCUCCUGUCAUCUGACCGAGUGGACGGUUCAUGCCACGUUACCACUGCAAGUUUGGAUGGAGAGACCAAUCUUAAGACACAUGUUGCAGUCCCAGAAACAGCAGUGCUGCAGUCUGUUGCCAACCUGGACAAACUGGUAGCUGUUAUAGAAUGCCAGCAGCCAGAAGCAGAUCUAUACAGAUUUGUUGGAAGAAUAACUGUAAGUCAGCAAGCUGAAGAAAUAGUACGACCUCUUGGCCCUGAAAGUCUCUUACUUCGUGGAGCAAGAUUAAAAAACACUAAAGAAAUAUUUGGUGUUGCUGUGUAUACAGGUAUGGAGACAAAGAUGGCAUUAAAUUACAAGAGUAAAUCUCAGAAACGGUCAGCAGUAGAAAAGUCCAUGAAUUCCUUUUUGAUUAUUUAUCUAAUAAUCCUCCUCUUUGAAGCCAUUCUGAGCACUAUUUUAAAGUAUGCAUGGCAAGCUGAAGAGAAAUGGGAUGAGCCUUGGUAUAAUGAAAAAACAGAGCAUGAAAGAAACAGCAGUAAGAUCCUGAGAUUUAUUUCAGAUUUUCUUGCUUUUCUGGUACUUUACAAUUUUAUCAUACCCAUUUCACUCUAUGUGACUGUUGAGAUGCAGAAAUUUCUUGGGUCUUUUUUUAUUGGCUGGGAUCUUGACCUCUAUCAUGAAGAAACAAACCAGAGGGCACAAGUAAAUACUUCAGACCUCAAUGAGGAAUUGGGACAGGUAGAAUAUGUGUUUACAGACAAAACUGGUACGUUAACUGAAAAUGAGAUGCAAUUUCGGGAGUGCUCUAUUAAUGGCAUAAAGUACCAAGAGGUCAAUGGUAAACUUACUCCAGAGGGAUUUUCUGAAGAUUCUCCUGAUGGAAAUAGGCAUGGUUUGGUGAAAGAGGAAGAGCUCUUCCUGAAAGCAGUUUGUCUGUGCCAUACAGUGCAGAUCAAUGCAGAUCAGACAGAUGGUGCUGAUGGUCCCUGGCAUGCCAAUGGAAUAACAUCCCCCCUGGAAUAUUAUGCUUCUUCCCCAGAUGAGAAGGCUUUGGUGGAAGCUGCGAGCCGGGUUGGAGUUGUAUUUACUGGAAUUAGUGGAGACAGUAUGGAAGUAAAAAGUCUUGGAAAACCAGAGAGGUAUAAAUUGCUUCAUGUUUUGGAGUUUGAUCCAAAUCGCAGACGAAUGAGUGUCAUUGUAGAGAGUCCCUCAGGGGAGAAGCUUUUAUUCACAAAGGGAGCAGAAUCUUCCAUUCUUCCUCGUAGUAAGAGUGGAGAAAUAGAUAAAACAAGGAUACAUGUGGAUGAAUUUGCUUUGAAAGGCCUAAGAACUUUGUGUGUGGCCUACAGAAGAUUCACACCCGAGGAGUACCAAGAAAUUGGCAAACGCCUUCAUGAGGCCAGGACUGCCUUACAGCAGCGGGAAGAGAGAUUAGCAGAUGUGUUCAACUUCAUAGAAAGGGAUCUGGAGUUACUUGGGGCUACAGGAGUAGAAGACAAACUGCAGGAGAAAGUCCAAGAAACUAUAGAAGCCCUCAGGCUGGCUGGUAUCAAAGUGUGGGUGCUCACUGGAGACAAGCAUGAAACAGCUGUUAGUGUCAGUUUAUCCUGUGGACACUUUCACAGAACCAUGAACAUCCUUGAGCUUGUGCAGCACAAGUCAGACAGUACCUGUGCAGAACAGCUGAGGCAGCUAGCCAAGAGAAUAAAGGAAGACCAUGUUAUCCAGCAUGGACUGGUUGUGGAUGGCACCAGCCUCUCUCUUGCACUCAGGGAACAUGAAAAACUGUUCAUGGAAGUUUGCAAAAACUGUUCUGCAGUGUUGUGCUGUCGCAUGGCACCCCUUCAGAAAGCAAAGGUGGUUCGACUGUUAAAAACCUCUCCGGAGAAGCCCAUAACGUUAGCGAUCGGAGAUGGUGCCAAUGAUGUGAGCAUGAUCCAGGAGGCACAUGUUGGCAUAGGAAUCAUGGGCAAGGAAGGAAGGCAAGCUGUAAGAAACAGUGACUAUGCAAUAGCAAGAUUUAAAUUCCUCUCCAAGUUGCUUUUUGUUCAUGGGCACUUUUACUAUAUUAGAAUAGCAACCCUUGUACAGUACUUUUUUUAUAAGAAUGUGUGCUUUAUUACACCACAAUUUUUAUAUCAGUUCUUCUGUUUGUUUUCACAACAAACGCUCUAUGACAGUGUAUACCUGACUUUGUACAAUAUUUGUUUCACUUCCCUGCCUGUCCUCAUCUACAGUCUUUUUGAGCAGCAUGUACACCCGCAUGUGUUGCAGAGUAAGCCUGUGCUCUACAGAGACAUCAGUAAAAAUGCCCAUCUGGGGUUCAAACCAUUUCUUUACUGGACCAUCUUGGGCUUCUUUCAUGCAUUUGUUUUCUUUUAUGGCUCAUAUCUUCUAAUGGGAGAAGACACUUCUCUGCUGGGAAAUGGCCAGAUGUUUGGGAACUGGACAUUUGGUACUUUGGUCUUCACCGUUAUGGUUAUAACUGUUACGAUGAAGAUGGCACUAGAAACUCACUUCUGGACAUGGAUAAACCAUUUUGUUACUUGGGGAUCCAUUGUAUUUUAUUUCAUAUUCUCCUUGUUUUAUGGGGGAAUUAUCUGGCCAUUUUUACAUACCCAGGACAUGUAUUUUGUAUUUGUUCAACUGUUGUCAAGUGGUUCUGCUUGGUUUGCCAUAAUCCUCAUAGUAGUUGCUUGUUUGUUUAUUGAUGUUGUGAAGAAAGUGCUGUACAGACAUCUGCAACCAACAAGUACUGAAAAAGCUCAGCUUACUGAGGCAGGUUCAGGUAUCAACUGCUUGGACUCCAUGUGCUGCUUCUCAGAUGGGGAAACAGCAUGCACAUCUGUUAGAAGAAUGCUGGAACGACUAAUGGGAAGGUGUAGCCCAACCCGGGUCAACAGAUCAUGGAGUUCAUCGGAUCCCUUCUAUGCCAACGACAGGAGCAUCUUGACUCUCUCCACAAUGGACUCAGCCACUUGCUGACAGGGACAUUUUUGAAUGCCUUGUGGAAGCCAUGUGGUGCUCACACACCUGUAGCAGGUGCUGAGGCGAGCUCAGUGUCCGGCGCUGCCCUAGGAAAGCCCAGAGGACUCCUGAGUCCAGGCAGGGCUUGUCUGGCCUGGCAAAAUCUGCACAGCAAUUCCAGGAUUUUUUAUAAUUUUAUCUACAAAUUGCUAAAUAAGUUUUUGGUUUUUUGGUUUUUUUGUUUUUUUGUUUUUUUUUAAGGAAUGCUUUUACCUCUGACCAUUUGAUCCUUUUUGUUGCUGUAUGAGCAGAUUGGAAUCCUACAUUUAAUACUGGAGAUUUCCCUAUAGGGCAAUGACAGAAAUCUUUCUCCUCCCAAAUUUGAGUGAUCCAAUUUGAAUCAAUUUGAAUCUACACAAUUAAACUUUUAAAAGUUGUGUUUUUAAUGAUGACCCUUCUUUUUAAAUACACAUUCAUUUUGAGCUGUCUUGCAGAUGCUGUCUUAGCAGUUUGCAAAUCAAUUUUGUUACUUCUGUGGACAGUUACUGUAUUCUAUAAGCAAUCAGUUUAAUAAUUUUUGAGAGUUAAAUGCAAUUCAAAUAUUUAUGCUGGUGUAUGGGAGGAUAAUAUAUUAGCCAUUGCUUUGAAAAACACUGUUAACUGUGACAAACCAGUAAUUUGGAAUAAUAAGGGAUAUAAUGGCUCACUGUUCUCCUAAAGUACAAUUGAGAAACCAGUCAUCUUUUAUUAUGCCCUGUAUGUUUUGUUAACAGUUCUGGAUCCUGACAUGGAAAAAUUUGUUAAGAAUUUGUGGAUUGAGCAGAAGUCUCACUAGCAUAAAUUUUUGAAUUAUUAAUCCUUUUAAAGUUGGGGAAUUUUUGCAUGUUUUGUUCUUUUUCAUGUAUUUAUAUUCGGUCACGUUGUAUUUUGAAGAUAUAAUUAAUGCUUAAUUAUCUUCGUCUGUCGGAAGGAUCCGAGACCUUGAUGGCAAUGUUUUGAUACCUAAGUAUGCCAAUAAAAACAAAUUGCGCAGUUGGA